Molecule: messenger RNA, 4133 nt
Organism: Mus pahari (shrew mouse)
Lineage: Eukaryota; Metazoa; Chordata; Mammalia; Rodentia; Muridae
Gene: Pde2a
Product: phosphodiesterase 2A
Exons: 31
Coding region: 189-2984 (931 amino acids)
Biological process (GO): cGMP catabolic process; negative regulation of receptor guanylyl cyclase signaling pathway; regulation of mitochondrion organization
Cellular component (GO): cytosol; mitochondrial matrix; synaptic membrane
Molecular function (GO): protein homodimerization activity; 3',5'-cyclic-GMP phosphodiesterase activity; 3',5'-cGMP-stimulated cyclic-nucleotide phosphodiesterase activity
Source: RefSeq, a predicted model, not a curated record
GCAGGCGGAGCAGCCCAGGCAGCGGAGCUGGAUUGUGUGUUGAGUACAGGCAGAGUCAAGAACCAGCCAUUGCUCUUGGUUCCUAUGUCUGCUGGGAGUGCCCCAGCCAGAACUCCGGGCAGUGGGGGCAGGGGGGACAGGGCGAGGUGCCACCUUAGUCUGGCUGGGGAGGCAGAUGAUGAGGAGUGAUGGGGCAGGCAUGCGGCCACUCCAUCCUCUGCAGGAGCCAGCAGUACCCGGCAGCGCGACCGGCUGAGCCGCGGGGCCAGCAGGUCUUCCUCAAGCCGGACGAGCCGCCGCCGCAGCCAUGCGCCGACAGCCUGCAGGAUGCUUUGCUGAGCCUGGGCGCUGUCAUCGACAUUGCUGGCCUGCGACAGGCUGCCAAGGAUGCCCUCUCUGCUGUGCUCCCCAAAGUGGAAACUGUCUACACCUACCUGCUAGAUGGGGAGUCUAGGCUGGUGUGUGAGGACCCCCCUCAUGAGCUGCCACAGGAAGGAAAAAUUCGAGAAGCUGUGAUCUCCCAGAAGCGGCUGAGUUGCAAUGGUCUGGGACCUUCGGACCUACUGGGAAAGCCCUUGGCCAGGCUGGUGGCUCCACUGGCUCCUGACACGCAAGAUGCUGGGGAAGGUCACCGCUGGUCACGUCUCCCUUCUCUCCAGGUGCACUGUGGCCAGCUGAGUGACAGUGAGGAACAGAGCCUGCAGGUGGUGGAGAAGCACGCUCUGGUGGCCCUGCGGAGGGUGCAGGCCCUGCAGCAGCGCAGGCCUGAAGCUGUUCAGAACACCUCAGCGGAUGCCUCUGAAGAUCAAAAGGAUGAGAAGGGGUAUACGGACCAUGACCGAAAGAUCCUGCAACUGUGUGGGGAACUCUAUGACUUGGAUGCCACUUCUCUGCAGCUCAAAGUCCUUCAAUAUCUGCAGCAGGAGACACAGGCCACUCACUGCUGCCUCCUGCUGGUGUCAGAGGACAAUCUACAGCUUUCCUGCAAGGUCCUUGGAGACAAAGUGCUGGGAGAAGAGAUCAGCUUUCCAUUGACCAUGGGACGCCUGGGCCAGGUGGUGGAAGACAAGCAGUGUAUCCAGUUGAAGGACCUAACCUCUGAUGAUGUGCAACAGCUGCAAAACAUGUUGGGCUGUGAGCUCCAGGCUAUGCUGUGUGUCCCUGUCAUCAGCCGAGCCACUGACCAGGUGGUGGCCCUGGCUUGCGCCUUCAACAAGCUUGGAGGAGAUUUCUUCACAGAUGAGGAUGAACACGUGAUCCAGCACUGCUUCCACUACACAGGCACGGUGCUCACCAGCACCUUGGCCUUCCAGAAGGAGCAGAAGCUCAAGUGUGAGUGCCAGGCUCUUCUCCAAGUGGCAAAGAACCUCUUCACCCACCUGGAUGACGUCUCUGUCCUGCUACAGGAGAUCAUCACGGAGGCCAGAAACCUCAGCAACGCAGAGAUCUGCUCCGUGUUCUUGCUGGAUCAGAAUGAGCUGGUGGCCAAGGUGUUCGAUGGUGGUGUUGUGGACGAUGAGAGUUAUGAGAUCCGCAUCCCGGCGGACCAAGGCAUCGCGGGCCACGUGGCGACUACGGGCCAGAUCCUGAACAUCCCAGAUGCAUACGCCCAUCCGCUUUUCUAUCGCGGCGUAGACGACAGCACUGGCUUCCGCACGCGCAACAUUCUCUGCUUCCCUAUCAAGAACGAGAACCAGGAGGUCAUUGGUGUGGCUGAGCUAGUGAACAAGAUCAAUGGGCCAUGGUUCAGCAAGUUUGAUGAGGACCUGGCCACAGCCUUCUCCAUCUACUGUGGCAUCAGCAUCGCCCACUCUCUCCUAUACAAAAAGGUGAAUGAAGCCCAAUACCGCAGCCAUCUGGCCAAUGAGAUGAUGAUGUAUCAUAUGAAGGUCUCUGACGAUGAAUACACCAAGCUUCUCCACGAUGGCAUCCAACCCGUGGCCGCCAUUGACUCCAACUUUGCCAACUUUACCUACACGCCCCGGUCUCUACCCGAGGACGACACUUCUAUGGCCAUCCUGAGCAUGCUGCAAGACAUGAACUUCAUCAAUAACUACAAAAUUGACUGCCCAACUCUGGCCCGAUUCUGCCUGAUGGUGAAGAAAGGCUACCGGGAUCCACCCUACCACAACUGGAUGCACGCCUUCUCUGUCUCUCACUUUUGCUACCUGCUCUACAAGAAUCUGGAGCUCUCCAACUACCUCGAGGACAUCGAGAUCUUUGCAUUGUUUAUUUCCUGCAUGUGUCAUGACCUGGACCACAGAGGCACAAACAACUCCUUCCAGGUGGCUUCGAAAUCUGUGCUGGCCGCACUCUACAGCUCAGAGGGCUCUGUCAUGGAGAGGCACCACUUUGCUCAAGCCAUUGCCAUCCUCAACACCCACGGCUGCAAUAUCUUUGACCACUUCUCUCGGAAGGACUAUCAGCGCAUGCUGGACCUGAUGAGGGACAUCAUCUUGGCCACGGACCUGGCACAUCACCUCCGCAUCUUCAAGGACCUGCAGAAGAUGGCUGAAGUGGGUUAUGACCGCAACAACAAGCAGCACCACAGGCUUCUUCUGUGCCUCCUCAUGACCUCCUGUGACCUCUCUGACCAGACAAAGGGCUGGAAGACCACCAGAAAGAUUGCAGAGCUGAUCUACAAAGAGUUCUUCUCCCAGGGAGACUUGGAGAAGGCCAUGGGCAACCGACCGAUGGAGAUGAUGGACCGAGAGAAGGCCUACAUCCCUGAGCUUCAGAUCAGCUUUAUGGAGCACAUCGCCAUGCCUAUCUACAAGCUGUUACAAGACCUGUUCCCCAAGGCAGCAGAGCUGUAUGAACGUGUGGCCUCGAACCGUGAGCACUGGACCAAGGUGUCCCACAAGUUCACCAUCCGAGGCCUCCCCAGUAACAACUCGCUGGAUUUCCUGGACGAGGAAUACGAGGUCCCCGAUUUGGACGGCCCCAGAGCUCCUGUCAAUGGCUGCUGCAGCCUCGAGGGCUGAGUGGUCCCCUCUAGGGACCCUCCCUGCCUGGCCCUCCUUUCACAACUCUCUACCAGUCUGUCUGAUGCAUUGGGAACCAGAGCCAUGGGUCCGGGGUUCUAGGCCAGGAUGUCCCCUGUGACCCGGCACAUGCCACCACCCUUCCUGGGCUUCAUCUUUCUCAUCUGCAGAAGGAAAGCAAGAUUGCCAGUCCCACACAGACUUUGCCAUUUGUACACAAGAGCACAGUAGUGACCAGUGGUAGUGGUGUGGGUCUCUUCUGCACCUCUGACUAUCCGUGCCCAGUCCUGCCCAAGCCGCUCCAUCUCUUAAGCAGCGUCACAGAGCGCCCUGUGACCCCGUUAGAGCCCUCCUAGGUCAGUAGCCUUGUUUUCCUGGAGGCAUCACAGGUCUCUGGAGCCUCCGAGAUCCUCACGGAAGGCAGAGAGACUGCUGAGCGAGCAGAGGAUAGAAAACAGUCACCAGCUGGAAGUCACCCUGGGGGUGCCUCUGUGCUUCUGGUAGGAUUGGGACCCUUGGAGGAAGCUAACAGCCAGGUUGCUCAGUGCUCUGCAGGAGGAAGUGCUCCAGCAGAAAGGGCGGGAAGAAUCCAGCAAGCUGGGAGACUGUCCUGUACACACCCACGCCCUUCAGGUGGUGUGACCUGAAGCAAGUCCCUUUCCCUAGCUAGGCAAGACAGGAUCAUUAGACAGCCUAGUCUCUCUUUAGAUCAGAGUCUCCAUGGUUGUGUGGAGUCCGUGAGUGGCCGUGGCAUGCUCUGCCGCCCUAAGGCACAGAGAGCCUAACUUUUCUUUCCUCUGAGUGUAUCCCCUUGGUCUGAGCCCCUCUCCCAUUCCUGCUGCCAGAGAGGGGCCUGGCCUCUCCCCACAGGGCUUCUCUCCUCUUCAAGGCCAUAUCCACACAUGCCCCCGGGGUCUCAGGAGACUCUCCCAGGCUGGGCCUCUUGGGUGAGUGGCCACUAGCUUCUCUUCUGUUUUGUUCCGUACGUGUGUCGUGGGCAGGGGAGGGGGCCACCUGCCUUACCUACUCUGAGUUGCCUUUAGAGAGAUGCGUUUUUCUAGGACUCUGUGCACCUGUUGUGUGUGGUCCCGUGGGCUGAGUGCUUUGUACAUGAGAAUAAAUCUAUUUCUUUCUACCAACCCUCCCACA